Pipistrellus nathusii (Nathusius's pipistrelle) is the source of this 1119-nucleotide messenger RNA. The record is from the annotation of a GenBank genome assembly. NCBI's taxonomy places the organism in Eukaryota, Metazoa, Chordata, Mammalia, Chiroptera, Vespertilionidae.
AUGAGUACUACAGGGAAAGUGAUCAAAUGCAGAGCAGCCGUACUCUGGAAGGCUGGCGCACCAUUUUCCAUUGAGGAGGUAGAAGUAGCCCCACCAAAGGCAAAGGAAGUUCGCAUAAAGAUCACGGCUACAGGGCUCUGUGGUACCGAGAUUAAAAUGUUGGAGAAUCAAAUGCAGUAUCCCAUCAUUUUGGGCCAUGAAGGGGCUGGAAUCGUUGAGAGUGUGGGAGAAGGAGUGAGCACCGUGAAAGCAGGUGAUAAAGUUAUCACACUCUUUCUACCACAGUGUGGAGAGUGUGCCUCAUGCCUUAAUUCUGAAGACAACUAUUGUAUACAACUCAAACAGUCGCAUACCAGCCUGAUGACUGAUGGUACCAGUAGAUUUACCUGCAAGGGAAAAACAAUAUAUCACUUUGCCAAUACGAGCACCUUCUCUGAAUACACGGUGAUAAGAGAAAUCUCAGUUGCCAAGGUUGAUGCAACGGCUCCUCUGGAGAAAGUAUGCCUCAUUAGCUGUGGUUUUUCCACUGGGUAUGGUGCUGCAAUCAAUACUGCCAAGGUGACCCCAGGCUCCACCUGUGCGGUGUUUGGCCUUGGAGGAGUCGGUCUGUCUGUUGUCAUGGGCUGUAAAGCAGCCGGUGCGGCCAGGAUCAUUGGGGUGGACAUCAACAAAGACAAAUUUGAGAAGGCAAAGCAAGUGGGUGCCACUGAGUGCAUCAGCCCACAGGACUUCAAGAAACCCAUUCAAGACGUUUUAGUUGAAAUGACAGGUGCUGGUGUGGAAUUUUGUUUUGAGGUCAUCGGAAAUCCAGAAAUGGUGGCAGCUGCCCUAGCCUCCUGCCAUGAGAGCCAUGGAGUCUGCGUGAUUGUGGGGCUCUUGAAUUAUGGUGUCCAGCUCAACAUCAAUGGCUACUUGUUCUUCUCAGGACGUUCUUUGAAGGGAUCUGUUUUUGGAGGCUGGAAAAGCAGAGAGAACGUCUCUAAACUGGUUUCAGAUUAUAUGGCAAAGAAGUUUAAUCUAGAUCCACUGAUUACCCAUACUAUGAGCCUUGAUAAAGUCAAUGAAGCCGUUAAAUUCAUGAAAACCGGAAAAUGUAUUCGCUGUGUCAUGUUACUUUAA